Molecule: messenger RNA, 1728 nt
Organism: Ochotona princeps (American pika)
Lineage: Eukaryota; Metazoa; Chordata; Mammalia; Lagomorpha; Ochotonidae
Product: syncytin-1-like
Exons: 1
Coding region: 1-1728 (575 amino acids)
Source: RefSeq, a predicted model, not a curated record
AUGCCUGUUAUUAUCGUACAAACAGUUUUUUAUCCUGUGAUACUUUUAGUGAUUUUAAAUGAUAGGGCCCAGGCAGGGCUUGAUAAUCCCCAGACGGCACACAUUCUUCUUCAGAAAUACCAACCUUGUGGGUGUGCAGGAGGCAGGAGGAGCGGGACAGUUCCGGACGGAUUAUCACCAACAUAUAAACAAGACUGUGGAAGUGAGAUAGCCUACCUUCCCAUUCACAGGAAUGGUGUGGGGAACGGCCAGUGGAUUUGUGUUCCAAAACCUAGGCCGAGUUCCCUGGGGCCCAAUGAGGAAUGCCCUCGAGAAUGCAACCAAAUUGUUUAUAGCUCUGUACAUUCUGCAUGUUACUCUAGUUGGAGCACUUGUAAUCUAGGGCCCAGACAGCUGCUUUAUGCGGUCAUUACUGGAGAAUGGAAAGGGUCCUUUGGAAGCGAGUUAUCACCUACUCGGUACCACUCAAAACCGUGCCCAACGAAGGGAACGACUGUUUGUUGGUCCCAGACAGCCCCCUUGGGAAUGACGGACGGUGGAGGCCCACAAGAUUUGAUUAGACAGCAGCAAACAAAAAGGACUCUUGAAAAAAUAUAUGAUAGCGUAUAUCCCUCACUUUAUUAUCACCCUUUAGCCAGAAUCCAUUCUAAAGGACUUGAGGGACUAGAUGCCAACACCGCUGACGUUCUCAAUGGUGCUCAUCAAUUAUUAAACACCACAAACCCAAACGUUGCGGAGGGCUGUUGGCUCUGCUUGCGUCAGGGACCGUUCACCCCAGUUGCGAUAGGUAUGCAGCAAGAUAAGAUCCUCCAAGUUUCUGAUACUCAGGCCUGCUUUCCAAUGUCCCCCUUCAUUGUUUCGGUUGCCCCCAAUAUUGGUAAUGAGACUUGCCUCUACAAGCCUCCAGAUAACGAAACUGGGAACAUUGAUGUCGGUCGAGCCACCUUUUGUGUAAAUUUUAUAAACGUCUCCACCCCCCUAUGUGCCCCCAAUUCCACUGUAUUUGUAUGUGGGGAGAACUUGGCCUAUACCUUGCUCCCUGCAAAUUGGACUGGGGCAUGCGCGAUGGCAUAUCUUCUCCCGGAUAUAGAAGUUAUUCGUGGAGACUCUCCAGUCCCUGUUCCUUCCUUUGAUUAUAUAGCCGGCAGGCAGAAGCGUGCUGUGCAGCUAGUUCCCUUGUUUGUUACAAUAGGAAUUUCUUCAGCUUUGGCCACAGGGUCGGCAGGGUUAGGAGUGGCAGUCCAUAAAUAUCGGGAAUUGUCCCAACAGCUAAUUAAUGACGUACAAACUUUAUCCACAACAAUCCAAGAUAUUCAAGACCAAAUAGACUCCCUGGCAGAAGUAGUUUUACAGAACCGCCGAGGCCUAGACCUACUUACUGCUGAGCAGGGAGGCAUUUGCUUAGCUUUACAAGAAAGAUGUUGCUUUUAUGCCAAUAAGUCCGGCAUAGUGCGGGAUAAAAUAAAAAUGCUCCAAGAGGACCUGGAACACCGCAGACGCCAGCUGGCUGAAAACCCCUUAUGGACGGCAUGGAAUGGUCUUUUACCGUACCUGUUACCCCUUCUAGGCCCCCUCACCGGACUAUUAAUAGUGAUAUCGGUCGGCCCCUGUAUUUUUAAUCGGCUACAGCAGUUUGUUCGGGACCGACUUUCAGUCACCCAAGCUUUAGUAUUAACUCAACAUUAUCAAGCUUUAAAGCAACAGGAAGAGCUAUACCCAAUGCCUUAG